AUGUCAGACCGCCAUAUCUUCCCGUCCUCAGAGGGACUUGUCGACAAGUCCUUACGAGGGCUUGUCUCUUAUAACCCAUCACUUGGUCUGGACACCACGAACCGCGUUGUAUUCGACACAACCUACGACAGAUCUAAAGUUAGUAUUAUUUCCGGCGGAGGCUCGGGCCACGAGCCAGCAUGGUCCGGCUACGUGGGCAACAAUAUGUUGUCUGCCUCCGUGUCUGGUGAUAUCUUCGCCAGUCCAUCUGCUAAGCAGAUCUUGGCCGGCAUUGAGGCCGUCCCCUCUGAUGUUGGCACCCUCCUUAUCAUUACCAACUAUACCGGCGACUGCCUUCACUUUGGAUUAGCAGGUGAGAAAGCAAGAAGCCGCGGUCACAACUGCCGCAUCAUUAUCUGCGGUGAUGAUGUGUCAGUUGGCAAGAAGAAGGGCAGCUUAGUUGGUCGCCGUGGUCUUGCCGGACAACUAGGCGUCCUAAAGAUCACCAGCGGAGCAGCUGGUGCGAAGGCCGGCUCCCUUGAUGACAUCUACCAGCUCGGUGUUGCUGUGGAGUCUCAGAUCGUAUCCAUCGCCGCGACACUCGACCACUGCCACGUCCCCGGCCGAACAGAACAUGCCCGACUCGAAACAAAUGAGCUGGAGAUUGGAACUGGCCCUCACAACGAGCCAGGAUACAAGAAAGUGAACCCCAGCCCGUCCCCACAAGAUCUAGUGGACCAGUUGCUGCAAUAUUGCCUUAAGCAGGACGACCCCGAGCGAUCCUAUGUUAAGUUCAACAACGAUGACGAAACAAUUCUGCUGGUGAGCAACUUUGGUGGAAUUUCCUACUUGGAGUUGGGCGCUCUUGUCGAUGAGGUGCUCGAGCAACUCGAACAGAAAUGGAAUGUUCGCCCAGUGAGAAUAUUCGCCGGACCGCUCGAAACGUCUUUGAAUGCACCGGCAUUCUCUCUUUCACUCAUCAACAUCACGGCCGCGUCGAAGAACUGCCCCUUCUCGGUCGAACAGAUCAAGGAUUUCGUUGACGCCAAGACGAACACCCACUGGGAGUCAAUGGCUGGAUCUCAAGCAUCGAGACGCGAACGAAAGCUCCAGUUUAUCCAAUCACCCCCCGAAGAGCCGAAGAAGAUCGAUUCCAGUAACGAUGUCAGAAUGGACCCUGCGAUUCUGAAGUCAAUGUUGCGUGCAGCUUGCACAGAGGUUAUCGAUGCGGAACCCGAUAUUACAAAGUGGGACAUGGUCAUGGGGGAUGGAGACUGUGGAGAAACCCUCCGAACUGGGGCGUCACACCUCCUCGAGGCAUUGGACAAGAAGGGGGUCGCCAAUGAGGGGUCCAUUGUUUCUGUGCUUCACGAACUGGAAGAGAUAGUCGAGAGCAAGAUGGGUGGCACUCUUGGUGGCAUUCUGGGAAUUUUCUUCGUUUCCCUGAGCAAUUCCGUCAAGGAGAACGCAUCACUUGCCAAGUCACAGGACAUCUUGUCGGUCUGGAGGUUGGCGCUCACAUCCGCUUUGGAGAAACUGAGUCAUUACACUCCGGCCAAGGUUGGAGACCGAACGGUUCUCGACGUGCUGAUCCCAUUCGUCGAAGGUAUCCGCAACGGUGGCUUCAACCAAGCCGUUAAAUCCGCCAUUGAGGGUGCCGAAGCCACCAGGAACGCAAAAGCAAAACUUGGCCGGGCGACUUAUGUUGGAGGUGGAUCGGAAAAUGGUGGCACACCUCCCGAUCCUGGAGCCUGGGGUGCGAUGGUAGCUAUUCGGGGUCUGCAAGCUGGCUUGGCAUAA
This is a messenger RNA of Colletotrichum truncatum, 1779 nucleotides long. Its product is annotated as dihydroxyacetone kinase. Lineage: Eukaryota; Fungi; Ascomycota; Sordariomycetes; Glomerellales; Glomerellaceae. The record is from RefSeq and is a predicted model, not a curated record. Gene Ontology annotation, biological process: glycerol catabolic process. Gene Ontology annotation, cellular component: cytosol. Gene Ontology annotation, molecular function: ATP binding; glycerone kinase activity.